AGCUGAUCGAUUCGAUUUGGAUUUGAGUCUUAUCUUGAGUUUCGAGGUUAGGUCUCCCACAGGUCUCCUUACCAUACCAAAUCACUGGUACCUAUAUUAAGUUAUCCUGAGUGUAGUCUAAAAGAAACUCUUAAUUAAUUUGUGAUAUGUAUAAGUACCAAAUAAUAAUCAUCACUUUUUAAAGUGUCCAUUCGCAAUUUUUUCUGAAUAUAAAAUAAAUAAUUCUGUAAGGCAAUGAGAAUUGGAUGGAUUCAUAAACUUGUCAACAAAUGGCCUGGAAAAAAAGUUUUUGGUAUGUAUAGGUUUCUACCUAUGUUUUUUGUACUGGGAGGAGCUUUAGAGUUUUCUAUGAUAAACUGGAGAGUUGGUGAAGUUAACUUCUAUAAUACAUUCAAAAAGCGACAAGCUCACGAUAUAGUCGACGAGAAAAUUAGGAAAUAUUCUGCAGCAUAA
Messenger RNA from Amyelois transitella, 453 nucleotides. RefSeq names its product small integral membrane protein 4 (gene sloth1). NCBI's taxonomy places the organism in Eukaryota, Metazoa, Arthropoda, Insecta, Lepidoptera, Pyralidae. The record is from RefSeq and is a predicted model, not a curated record. Bases 235 to 453 code for a protein of 72 amino acids. The transcript has a single exon.